AUGGCUACAUCAACAUUUCGUUCUAAAUCAACGGCACUCGAAGUUGUCAAAGGAUUAAAUGCAAAAUUAAAUAGAAAAGUAGUGAUCAUUACUGGUAUUGGUCUUGAAACUGCUCGUGCAUUGUCAUAUGCAAAAGCACAUACAGUUAUUACAGUACGUGAUAUAAAUAAAGAUAAUAAUCAAGUCGAAGUAAUGGAAAUGGGUUGUACAUCACUUCAAUCGGUGAGAAAUAUUGUUUCUCAAUUUCGAACACGUCAAUUACCAGUUCAUAUUCUUAUUUGUAAUGCAGGAAUUACAGCACAUCCAUAUUUGAAGACAGUUGAUGGUUUUGAAUUACAUUUUGAUGUUAAUCAUUUGGCUCAUUUGCUUCUCACUACCAGUCUUCUAUCUGAACUCAAAGAAGGAAAACCAUCACGGGUUAUUAUCAGUAAAACAGCUAAUAUUCUCUUUGCUCAACAAUUCAAUAAAUUAUAUCAAUCACAAGGUAUUCGAGCAUAUUCUUUGCAACCAGGUGGGAUUCUUACUAAUUUAAAACAACAUAUACCAGAAAAAGAACAACGUGCGAUGGGAUGGUAUAAAGAUGAUGAAACAUUGAUUGCUAUUUUUAAAACUGUUCAACUAGGUGCGUCAACUAUUGUUUAUGCUGCUCUCACACCUGAACUUGAUAAUUAUGGUGGAGAAUAUCUUGAAGAUUGCACCAUUAGUAAAGGUAUCAAUCCAGAUAAAACAGUCUUGGGUAUAGCGCCACAUGCAGCAGAUAUGGAAGCAGUGGAACAUUUAUGGAAGUUGAGUGCGCAAAUAGUAUCAGGGAAAGAAUAA
Messenger RNA from Rotaria sordida, 819 nucleotides. The record is from the annotation of a GenBank genome assembly. Lineage: Eukaryota; Metazoa; Rotifera; Eurotatoria; Philodinida; Philodinidae.